ACGCCAGGGAGCACCUCUUAAAUCUAUUAAUGAUCGUUAAGCAGAAAAUUGAUAGCAGCUAUAGGUGGUUACAGCUCAGUGGCUCCAUUCCUCCGGAAGCCCUCAUCAUCUCCUCCUCGACGUCGUCUUGGGCAGCACCCCCGCGCCGCCCAAUUCGCCUUUUUCUCCCCGUAGGUACAUACCGCGUUGGACUGGAAUCCAAUGGACGCAUCGGUUUGCGCACAUCCUGAAGCUAGGCCUGGACAGCCUGUAGUUCAUCAUGUCGCUCUUCCUCAUUCUUCCUCUGCGCAACCUACCUCGACGUCGCCCACUCGCUGUCAACAACCACACCUACCACCUCGGAACGCGCAUAUGAAGGAGUACACUGACGAAAAGGUUGAUCCGUCGCUCGUCCCAAGCUCUUCAAGGCAUUGUCGCACCGCGCCAGGCCCGCUUCCUCGCAUAUGCACGCUUUCAAUAUCACAAUCCGCCGCUCCUUGCUCAAGGCAGCAAUGCUCUUCCCACCCGUCGCACUUCUCGAAUACAUCAUCACCAUAUUCGGUCACUACUCGGACAGCUUCGACUUCAGCGUACACACGUCCACGAGGACUCCUGAUAGCUAAUCUUCUCAAACCCUGGAUUCCUAUAAUAUUGUACGCUCUUACUAGUCUGGGCUUCAUUGCUGCUAUCACUCUUUGGAAAGCAGAGGUUUUCGAAGGCCUUGACCAGCUUUCACAUUGGUUGCAGUCCGAUGAAUAUACAGGCCGUGCAGUCAUUUUUGCUUUGAUUUUUCUUACUACAUUCCCUCCUCUACCUCUGUAUUCCACGCUCAUUAUCUUAUCUGGAUAUACUUUCGGUCCUUGGACUGGCGUUAUCAUCUCUUAUUUCGCCUCCCUCGCAGGAGCAAUCGCUGUAUUUAUUCUCUCUCGCACCUACUUCCGCGGGACUAUUUCGCGCUGGCUCUCAUGUACUAUCACCAUCAAGCGCGUCGUCCGAGCAAUCGAGAAGCGUCCAAAGCUUCUCUUCCUUAUCCGCCUCGCACCAUAUCCCUUCAACGUCAUGAACUGUCUCCUCGCCGCGUCUCCUACGCUCACUUUACGAACGUACACGCUUUGCACCGCGCUCUCGUUAUUCAAGCUUAUCAUCCACACGAGCAUCGGCAGCUCAAUACAUUCCUUUGCCGAAUACCACGUCACGAAACCUAAUGGCGCUGCGUCUUCGACAGGCCACGAGAGUAUGCUGGGACAUUAUUCAACAAUCGUUGGCAUCGGACUUUGCCUUGCAAUAUUUUUCUACCUUUCGUACGUUGCUCGCAAGGCAGUGGACGAUGAGUUGGGUUAUGGGCCGCUUUCUGGCGAGGAGACCGAAGCGUUUUUGUCAGGUGAUGAAGAUGGCGGAGAGGAUCGACGGGAAAUGAUGGCGGAACUCCCGCAUAGACCAUCACGACACUGGUCUCGGUCACCAGGACCUGGCCCUGUACGGCUAGAUUCCUCCACGAACGAUCGCUUUGAACAUGGAGGUCAUGAAGAAGCGAGCAUUGGACUUUGACGGGGUCUCUCGUUAUACGAGUUUUUCCUCCCCUUUUGGACACUUUGGUGCGUUGUGUAAUAUAUUGGCGGAGUGGAAUGAAAAGGAUCAGUGUAAGAUUUGUCUUGUGUAUAUACGUGAUUUUUGAAGUAGUCAGUAGGUUCAGGAAGUAGUAGUCAAACCCGCACCUUCCUUUUAGUCAUUCGUCUUUUACUCGUCUGUCAUUUUUGGAUUAGCUGUAUAAUGGUAUUCGAAUUUAGCUCUUGUUGAUUCGUCCUUGCAUUGUGUGCGUGUACAUUGGU
This is a messenger RNA of Somion occarium, 1808 nucleotides long. The record is from the annotation of a GenBank genome assembly. Lineage: Eukaryota; Fungi; Basidiomycota; Agaricomycetes; Polyporales; Cerrenaceae.